GAACUGCCAAAGUGGAGGAGAAGGUUGCUUUAUAUCAGCGUCGCCUCACCUUAAGGUACCCGACAGGAGGCGCUGCACGAACUUUUUCGUAGGUGCCCGCGCGAUCAGUGCGAUCCCCUACAUAAAGCCACGGACUUCCUUGCGCGAGCACAAGGACGGCGCCAUGCCUAACGACCGGUACCAGGCUCUUCCCGAAGACGCGCCAGCACAAUCACGAGCUGCCGCCGCACCAUCUGGGACGGGUGCCCACUGUUCUCGGCUGCGGCAACUUGCCGUCCGAAUACCGCGCAGCCGUGCGUGUCGAAGAAGGAGCUUCCACGAGGGUGACAGAGAGGCUCCGAUACUCGACGAAGAGCAGAACUGCCACUUUUCUUGGUCGUCGUCCUCUCCUUCGCCGUCUCCAGAGCCCCGCGGUGCCAACCGGGAACUGCCCUCCGACAUCGAGCCUUCGCCAUUUUGUACGUCCCCGGGUAACCUUGUCUUUGUUGAUUCGAGCCCAGAAAGCGAAGGAAAGAACAAGAAAAUAGUUAUCGUGCCCCCUGCGGACGUUUUCCAGGCCUCUUCUCCAAGCUCGAACCAAAGUAGCGACUUCGAAAGCGACCCGAAGUGGUCUGGCAGUCCUGCACAGACACCUGCCAGUUGUCUCAACGUAACGGCGAGUAGCGGACCCAUAUGCCGCAUUUGCCACGAGGGAGACCAACAGGACUCGCUUGUGUCGUUGUGCAGGUGCUCGGGCACCAUGGGCCUCGUGCAUGUCAUCUGCUUAGAGCGCUGGCUGAACACCCGAAACAUAGACCAUUGCGAACUUUGCCACCACCGCUUUCCUACCGCGGGCCAACCCUCUUGCGUACGCCGCUUCUUCCACUGGGCGCUGCACGGCAAUUCGCAGCGGGCGGUGCUGGGAGACUUGUUUUGCUUCGCACUCCUGACGCCGGUGACCGCGCUGAGCUUUUUCUUGUGCACCCACAACGCUUCGAAGCAAGCGUUCGAAGGCCGCAUCAUUGAGGCGGCCAGCCUAGUCGCUCUGGCCGGACUCUUGGUCACAGCCUACGCGGAAUGGGCGUUCCUCGCGGUUCGCUUCCAAUACCGAGCUUUCGCGGCAUGGCAGGCAAGGAAUCCGAUGCACAGAAUCCUGGCACCGCCUUUACCUAGGGGAGCAGCUGCAGGUGGACAAUACAGGACGACGGAUGGUCAAUCUGGGGGCGUGCGAGGGAUGAUGGACGUCGUCGCUGGAAGCGUCGAGACCGGGCGCGCACGUCCACGGAUAGGGUCAAGGCGGCGGCCUUCGAGCUGCUUUGGAACCUUCGCCUCACGUUUUGCCGGAAGACCUGCCUGCUGUGCUGCAGUAGCCAGCCUACGCGCUCGGGCCAUUUGCAGGCUUCGUGUUUUGGUAGAUCUCUGUUGCAGUUUCCAUACACAUUCUCAUUCCUUUUAGCGUCUAAGCAAUAAGAUGCGUUAAGUAUUCCUUUUAAUUUAAGCACUUCUGGCAGACUGUUAGCGCUGUGCAACAUCGCCUGUUUUAACUUUUUACUGUAUACUUUACCGCAAAUAAAGACAGUUUUCACGUA
Dermacentor albipictus is the source of this 1568-nucleotide messenger RNA. Its product is annotated as E3 ubiquitin-protein ligase MARCHF2-like. Lineage: Eukaryota; Metazoa; Arthropoda; Arachnida; Ixodida; Ixodidae. The record is from RefSeq and is a predicted model, not a curated record. Gene Ontology annotation, molecular function: zinc ion binding; ubiquitin-protein transferase activity. Gene Ontology annotation, biological process: protein ubiquitination.